Volvox carteri f. nagariensis is the source of this 576-nucleotide messenger RNA. RefSeq lists its product as uncharacterized. The record is from RefSeq and is a predicted model, not a curated record. The coding region runs from base 1 to 576 and encodes 191 amino acids. Lineage: Eukaryota; Viridiplantae; Chlorophyta; Chlorophyceae; Chlamydomonadales; Volvocaceae. The transcript is spliced from 5 exons.
AUGUAUUCCAUUCUUCAUCUCCUGCCCGCAACUGAGGCCCUGCGCAUCCUCCGUCCGCGCGCAUCCUCGAUGAACUCUUCGCUGCGACGCAAAACGCACAACACUUUUGACGUCCUGCUGCAGAUGGAGGUGUUGAUGAACCCGGACUGUAAGAGCCAGGUCCGGCGCAUUACCGUCAACGGUGCCACUAUUCCGUUCAUUUGGGCCAACUACGACCGCUUCAUCGCGCUCAAGUUUACCCAGUUGACCGGGGCCAUGCCCAAGCCCUAUGGAGCGACUCUGUGUUGGUAUGUGUCCCCAUCUGAGUGUGCACAGCCUUCCAUAUUCUGCUACAAGGGCAGCUGCCAGGACGACAGCAAUGUCUCCAGGGGGCGAGGGGCCCGAGUGUGCCCAAACCUCGAUCGCGCCCUGCAAAUGUGGCGGCAAGCUACUCAUAGCUACUUGUGCGACACGACACUUCUCAAGUUGAAGAAUGUGUCAGCGUUCCUGAUCCCCGCUGUACUGGAUGAUGAGGGAGUCAGGGGAGGUAGGGAGGCCCCAUUGGGAAAAUGUCCUCUGGCUUUGGGUCAAGUAUAA